AUGGCCCACAGAUACCAAAGUCCAUCCGAGGCGACGCCAAGGAGCGAUGGUUACCAUGAAGGACUCGAGGUGGCACAUCCUCAACACAGCAACCUAGAGGUCCACUCGCCAUAUGGUGCACCCAUGUCCACGGCGCAUUACCAACACCCCUCGGCGAACAAUUACUCAAACGCCGACGCCGCCACCCAAAGGACGACUGGAUGGGAGUCCAAGACGCUAUAUUCCGACUCGCCCCGCCUUGUAAGCGCAGCAGACCCGGACGUCCACAACCAAGGCAAUGUCGACAAGCAGCGAGGGAAGAAGAUUGGAUUUGUCGUCGGCGCCAUCGCCGCGGUCAUCAUCGCCGGCGUCGUCUCGGGCAUCGUCGGAUGGCAGGUGACAGAGAACAGGACCCGGGGACGCAUCGCGGCCUUGGAGGCGGAGAUUAGGGCGAGCACCGACGGCGGAGUGGUCAACCAGAACGACACCAGAGGCGUGGGUGACUUCAUACAGAGGGGCUCCUCCAUCUCAGUCACCAGCUGGCGCCCGUCCGCAGUGGAGAGGGACUUUGAGAUGCGCGUCUACUACCAGAAACCCGACGGCGGCAACAUCUUCUACUCGCUCUACAGCACAAGCUACGGGGCGUGGUCCAAGCCUAUCGAGGUGGGCGUCAUGCCAAACAGGGAGCGGAGGAGCGAUGAACCAUUAGAGGGGACUCCUCUGGCCGCCACGGUGUCCUGGACGGAGUCGUCGGCGAGGCCCCUGCCCUGGGAGCAGCUCCUCUUCGUCACCAAGGACCGCAAGAUAGCCAUGCAGGACUGGGGUCCCGCUUACCCCCUCUGGGGCACCGUCGCCACGACGUAUACUGAUCUCGGGAACAAGGUCAACCAAGGCGGCAGGGUGAAGUACCUCUGGCCGCACAGCGUCUGGGAGGAGAGCGGCAGCGGUUCCAACUCGGUCAAGCUGACCCACCUGAUCCAGGACUACAAGGAGAGGAAGAACUUCACCACCAUGACCGUCGAUCCCUCAGCGGGCAUCAGCCCGGGCACGGCGAUCGUGGCCCUGCCGAUGAAGUCCUUGUUCAGGGCGCCCGAGCUGCGGCUCGUCUACCGGACCCGCGACGGCAACCUCGGUAUAUUCGACCGGAGCGCAGAAAACAAGACCAAGGAGGCCGUCCUAACCCGGAUAAGUGUGCCUGACAAGGCCCCCAUCACGGGCUUCUCGUCGCGGCCCAACAAUAAUCCGUUGGUGACGACGAAACUUCUUUAUCGGGACGCCGACAACAAGGUCCAGAUCCUGACGCAGAGUGACGGGACGGGUGAACUGAACGACACUGAUCGUUGGGAGGGUCCCGAGACGGACCCCGUCUUUGACAAGAUGGAUAACGACUCGCAACUUGAGUGUCUGACAAACUCAAUAGCAAAGUAUGCCGGUGUCGAGAGGGAGGUUGCCGAGACUGACUUGAUGAGCAGGUGUUUUUUUCAAGAGGGGGGCAAGCUCAAGCAAGUUCACUGGGAUGGCACAGCGUGGAAGACCGUCGGGUUUGUGCCAAUGCCGGCGGAAUAG
Pyricularia grisea is the source of this 1545-nucleotide messenger RNA. RefSeq lists its product as uncharacterized. Lineage: Eukaryota; Fungi; Ascomycota; Sordariomycetes; Magnaporthales; Pyriculariaceae. The record is from RefSeq and is a predicted model, not a curated record. The coding region runs from base 1 to 1545 and encodes 514 amino acids. The transcript has a single exon.